GCACGCACUCAACAUGAGAAAAAUAUAUACAAAACACAGCUGGAAUCUAUCUGUCUUCACAAGAAGGCACAAACCAGAGGGUUUUUUUUCUACUGCUGUAUCAUGGCGUUGAUGUGUGAAUCCGUCUCAACUGCCGGACCCGUUACAAAAGAUAUAGCUGCUGGCUGUCGCCGCCCGAAGCCCCGCAAGUUAUGAGGAAGAGUGUGAUGAUAAAAAUAAUGAGGAUACGGCGAAGGAUGGCAAAAUGGACAAGCUGUCAGCCCGCAUCUCCGAGCUCGCCUGGAGCUCUGUGACUUUACCACUGGAUCUGAUCGUUGGGAAAUUCCGCCUCCCUACUCUUCUGCGUCUCAGUCAAGGGGAGUAUGUUGAAGGUGUGUCAGAGCAGGAUGUUAUCCUGAUUCACUCCUGCAGACAGUGGACAACGGUGACUGCACACAGCCUGGAAGAAGGUCAUUAUGUCAUUGGGCCCAAAAUUGACAUUCCACUCCAGUACCCAGGGAAGUUUAAACUGUUAGAUCAAGAUCGUGAUGUCCGUGAGCCAGUUCAGUACUUCAACAGUGUCGAGGAGGUAGCCAGUGUGUUUCCAGAUCGCAUUUUCGUUAUGGAAGCCAUAACAUUCAGUGUAAAGGUGGUUUCAGGUGAAUUCAGUGAAGACAGUGAGGUCUACAAUUUCACACUCCAUGCUGGAGAUGAGCUGACACUGAUGGGCCAAGCAGAGAUCCUCUGUGCUAAAACUGUGAAAGAAAAGUCCCGUUUCAACAGUAUCUUGAGGAAGUUUGGUAAGACAGGUACCCUGAGCAAGCAGGUCAGAGGUAAGAUGCCAUGCCUGAUUUGCAUGAACCAUAGGACUAAUGAGAGCCUUAGCUUGCCAUUCCAGUGCAAGGGAAAGUUCAGCACCCGCAGCCCGCUAGAGAUACAGAUGCAGGAAGGGGAACACACCAUUCGCAGUAUAAUCGAGAAAGUUCGUUUGCCUGUAAAUGUAACAGUGCCAAGCCGCCCACUCAGAAAUCCCUAUGACCAGCAUAUCAUCAGAGAGGGACAUCGGUACAAGCUUGUCAGUAUCAUAUCAAAGACUGUUGUUUUAUGUUGUAUCCUUCGCAAAGAGGAAGUGAUCCCCUUCCACUUUCUACUGCUAACAGAUAUGCCUCGCUUUGCACUGACUGAAGGGCUACUUUGUGGUGAUCCCCACUUUGAAAAACUGGUUCAAGAAUGUGCCAUGUUCUGCCAGGAACGCUUCAACCCUGAUGAAUAUUCAAAGGCUGUGCGAGAAGUCAAGACUGACUUCAGUGAAGAGUGUGCCAGUCCCCGAAAAAUUAAAGUGUGCUUACAAGGCUUUACCUCAAAUUCAUUGAACUAUGCCCGCGAGGAGCUGACACAGUCCUUCCAGCGCCUGUCUCUUUGUGUUUACAGUGGUGCUGCACAGACAAAUGAGGAACUUAACAUCCAGAAUUGUCGAGACUCUGCUGGAGAUCAACAAAUCAUGCCUCAUGAGCUCCUAACUCCACCAGAAACUGCAGACACAGACAGGGAAUAUAUGACACCUGACUGGACAGAGAGUGAAUUUAGAACUCAUGACCAACUGGAGAUCCCUUAUGAGGAGUUGUGGACCAAUCAAAAUCCUGGGAAUUAUUCUGAGCCUAGCAGCAAUCUACCAGGCUUGGAAUGUGGAAAUAAAGCACAAGAUUUAAUAACUUUUGUUUCUUCUCCCUCCAUGAAAGUUCCCUCUGGUUCGUCCCAUGUGCCUGUGAUCCAGAUGGAGGGACCCCAAGUGCCACCCCCACCCCCUGUACCUCCAAAAUCAGAAGCUGUAAGUAAAAUAUCUACUUGGAGUUCAGUGAAGGAAGAAUGUCGUUUAUUGAAUGCACCUCCUGUUCCUCCUAGAGGUAGUCGGCCAGUUCCUACCCCAAGCCCACCAGUCCCCCCACGAUUUUCUAAGACCCAGCUACAGCAAGCACAUUCCCCAAGUCCCAGUCUGUCUUAUUAUUCAUCAGGCCUUCAUGAGGUUUCAGGAACACGAAGUGGAAGCUGUUCCCCUUCACCAGACUCUUACUCUCUUUAUUGUUAUCCAUGCACAUGGGGUGACUGCAAAGCAGCAGAAUCUUCCAACCGACAGCUUUCAGGUAAUGUGCCUCCUACGAUGCAGUCUGCACAGACGUCUUGGUCUGACCCAUGGACCUAUCCUGAAAAUGCCCCAAGUGUUGCCAGUGGACGAUCCACCCCCCUACUCAGUGGAGAAACAACAGUCAAAAGCUACUACAGCUGUCCACGACUGAAACCUCCUCCAUCACAAAAACGCUUUGCUCCUUUUGGAGCCCUUAAUCCUUUUGCCAAUGCAGGUUAUUCUUCCAGCCCUUCCUCUUCCACAAGUGAGUGGCCAGAAGCUUCAGACCAUCAGAAGUCACCAUCUGUAUUGUCAGAGCCCUUUGACUCCUUUGAUGUGGCUAUCAGCCGAAGUACUUCUCCAGAAGUGAACUCAGUAGGUGCAGCAGAUCAGCGACAUAAUCGGGAGUUUACUGGUGACAUUCAAGAUUCUGCAUUCAAAUCACCUGAGAAUGUGACCUGUCCAGCUCCUCCUCCUCGACCUCCAAAAACUUUUGAAACCGAGAACAUUAUUAUCAGAAGUACUGCUCCUAUUUCACCUACCAUUGUUAGGGGCGCUGAAGGUGGAAUCACAAGGGUUUACCUCACUCAAGGAGUUAUUGAAGUGCCCCCUAUAUCUUCAAGAAGCAACCCAGAGACCCCUGUGUCCCUCCCUUCCCCUUCAACCCUAGGAAUGCCCAGACUGAAUGGUGAUGGUUCACCAUGGCAUCCUCCUGCUGACCUUUCAACUCUCUCAGUUGAAGAGGUCUCCAAGUGCCUGAGGUUCAUUGGCCUGUCUGAAGAUGUGGUGACAUUCUUUGUACGUGAACGCAUUGAUGGCAGUAUCUUUGUGCAGCUGUCAGAGGAGAUCCUGUCAGAAGACUUCAGACUGACAAAACUACAAGUCAAGAAAAUUAGGCAAUUUAUACAAGGCUGGAGACCUAAAAUAUGAUGUGAUUUGCUCACUGUCUAAGAUCUAAUUCAGUUUUAAAAUCUGAAGGCUGGACAUCUGAUGCCCCCAAACACUGUAUGCAGACUUGCAUUAAUAGCUAAUGAGUAUAAUUUAAAUAAAUAUAAAGUGCAAAAAUGCAGUUUGGUUGAAAACAAGAUUUUAUAUGAAAGUAAAUGCAACACUUUGAUUCAAUAUGCAUUUUCUGAGCACAUGUAGUGUUUGGUGUGCCUCUAUGUAAACCAGGUAGCAUUUUGAGCUCCUAGAAUUGGAAUUGUACCACUUCCUUUGUCACCCCUUGACUACCUAUAGGAAAUAAUGGGAAUUUAGGGUGUAUGUGACUUUCCUAACAGGUGUCUUGCCUAAAUGUGGGAUGGUGUUUGUUCGUUCAGACUGAGAGCAUGAGGUACAGAGUACGAUAUCAUUUAUGAUGUUCGUAAUGCUUUCCAAAUUGCUCCACUAGCAGCUCAAAAUAUUAUGCACAUUACUGUCUUAACAAAAAGGUACAUUUAUUAGAAACUACUGUAAAAAUAACCUUUAGCUCAGGGUUUGGGAUGCUACUUACCCAGCUUUCUCCGUGUUGGGUCUUCCCAUAUUACAUUCUUUCACAUAACUUUGUUGUGGCAAAACAUACAUCAAAAUAAAAAGGAAGGAGGAGAGGUGGAGAAGAUUACAUAAAAGCUUUUUACAGUAAAUAAUGCAAUUUAUUGUAUGGGUUAUGAACGUAUGAAUCCCCUUUUCCAGUGACUUCCUCAAAAUACUAAAAAAAAAGAUAAGUGAGCUUAAUAGUUCUGUCUUCUUGUCAUGUGUUUUCAAAACACAAGUGACUGCACUGUUUAAUUGUCCAUGAAAAGAGUAUCUUGACAAAGUAUGAAGAUUAAGUAUAUUUAAAAAAGUAUGUUUAACGUAAAAUAACUUUGUAAAAAAUACAGAAAAUUUUCAAAAUUACUUAGGCUAUCAAGUAUUCAAGUAUGCAGACUUGAGUGUCAUCCCUUUGGUAUUCUGCAACAUGGGUAGGGACCUAAAUGUAUACAUUUAAUACUUUAUUGUCUAACAAUGUGCAUGCUACAUCCCAACACCUGCAAUGAUAUUUACAUGCUUGCAGUGUUCAGGUACAGCUUUGCGACACACAAAUUUUGAAGUUUCAUGACAGUUUCUACAUCCUUCUCAUAUAUAUGGCCCUUCAGUGAUUCAAAUUAGAAGCCACAUAUGUAGACCUCAUUAUUUAUUAACUUAUUUGACCUAAGCCUACAGAUCCCCAGAGUUUCAGGAGAGUUGUUGGGCCAUGGUUCUUCUUUUGAAUGGAAGAAUGAUAUUGGGUAACAUUUUGAAAUGUUGUAACCCACUAGAGCAAGUCCAAAAUCAAGGAGAAAAAAAUGGGCCUUGCAUAUAAUAAGUCUGAGAUGGCCACUUCUUGUAAUAUUCCCUUUUCUCCAUGGUAUGUAAAUCUCGAAGUUAGUAUAUAUAAUUUGGGGGGGCUUUCCCCACCGCAAAAAAAAAAAAAGUUUAAAGGAGAAGAGCAAUGUUUGAGAUUAGCUCUCCUGAAUUUUUAAUCUUUUUUUUCCUGCAUGUCGACAUUUUGCAUUUUGAGUGCCAACAUUUAUAUGGGGGGCUAUGAUAGUAAGAUGAAUUUUUUAAAACACUAAAUCUUUUCCCAGGGUAAUGGUAUAAUGCAAUACUCCUAAUGACAGCAAGGUACUUGGUUAAAAAAAAUCCAGCAUAAAAGUAAAUAGUAGCAUUCAGUUCUGGAGAGAAAAAUGGAUAUCUUCAUUCCUCUCAACUAUUCUUAAUUUUGCCUCUUAGUUUGGACUUAUCUGUUUAAAAGUCUUGACUUUCUGGUAAAUUACUGAGGAUUAGUCACUAAUGACAGACAUUACAGUUUCAUUUUUUAUUUAUUUUACAUUUGUU
Molecule: messenger RNA, 4936 nt
Organism: Protopterus annectens (West African lungfish)
Lineage: Eukaryota; Metazoa; Chordata; Ceratodontiformes; Protopteridae
Gene: GAREM2
Product: GRB2 associated regulator of MAPK1 subtype 2
Exons: 7
Coding region: 245-3031 (928 amino acids)
Source: RefSeq, a predicted model, not a curated record